CCCGUAUGUUACAAUGGAGGCGUGUGUUCUGUUCAGUUUGGAUCUUGCAUCUGUCCCCCGGGCUUCAUAGGAGAGAACUGUGAAAAGGCUUGUGGCUUUAAUAUCUGGGGGCCCUAUUGCGAAGUAGGAUGCGCUUUAAAUUACCACUCAGAAAGGCCUUCAGAAAGUUGUUUUCGAGGAUUUCUGUUUUGUCCUCCUGACCCAUUCGGUUGUUCGUGUAUGUCCGGAAUUGGUGAUCUUGAUUGCACAAGAGAAUGUGACACUAAAACGACUGGCAAGUAUGGACCCGGAUGCCUUCUUGAUUGUCACUGUGACGCCACUGAGUGUCAGCCAUCAGAGGGUUGUAACAAAAACGCCACUUGUCAUACUGGUUACGCUGGCACCCGUUGUCUAGAAAAACGCUUAAAAAACGAUGUUCCAGUGAUUCGAGCAUGCCGACGAAAGGGCAAACGAUUUGCAAAAUCGGAGUCUAAAGUUUGUGGAAAAAAAUAGAUACGCAUUCACUUUACGCUCGCGAGUCACGUGAUCUUUUAUGUCGUUAGACAACAACGUGGGUUUUCUGACUGAAAUUUUCUUGUGAAGUAUUUAAGGAAACUUUGAAUGUACUGUAUGCAUAUUUGUAUUUGUACAAUUGGAUUUCUACAUUUUUGAUCGUAAACGAACCCUUACUAUUAUACAAGUUCAGGUCUCCCUCCAAUUAAAGACCACCUCCAAUUAAAGAUCACUUUUAUGUGGCCCCGUUUUAAUUCCUAUCUUAGGGCUUAAAAAUAAAAAUAUUAGUCAAUGUACAUAAUAAGAUGAUGCUUUGUGUGUGUUUAGUGUAUAAUGAAUAGCGAUAAUGUUCGUGGUGAUGUUAGUAAUAUUUUAAUUGAAUGUUGCUUUUUUCAAAUAAAUUGUUUAUUAAGAAUAAAUAACAGCAUGCAGUAACUGUACAUCCAUUCUAAACCAUUUAAUGUAUUAUUUCUUAAUUUCUCACUAAAUAGAAAAAUAUAAGGACCACUUUAGUGCUGGCCUUUAAUUAUAGGGAUUCUAUUAGGGUGUGUUUCUACUGAAAAUCGAGAUCGAACAAGAACCGCGUCCGAAGUGCAUUUUGCCUCUACAUAAAAAGGUUGCGUAUUUUGAUACCACGCCGAAUAAAGCGUGGAAACUAAUAGUAAAUAAAUAUUAAUUUGUUCAUUAUAUCACGCAAAUUCCAUUAAAAUAUGUUA
Anneissia japonica is the source of this 1208-nucleotide messenger RNA. Its product is annotated as stabilin-1-like. The record is from RefSeq and is a predicted model, not a curated record. Bases 220 to 492 code for a protein of 90 amino acids. Lineage: Eukaryota; Metazoa; Echinodermata; Crinoidea; Comatulida; Comatulidae. The transcript is spliced from 4 exons.